GGAGACAAGUACCUCUGGCCCUCCAGAAUUUAACCUGGUUCUGUCUCUUUUUCAUUCUCAUCACCUCUUGGUCAGGUUCAAUCUCGUAGGCAGGUUCCUAUAGCAAUUCUCCUGCCUCAGCCUCCCGAGUGCUGGGAUUACAGGCGUGCGCCACCAGGUUCAAGUGUGGUCUCUCUAAGGACAUUUGGGGGCGGCACAAAAGAGGAGCAAAGGCCACCAGAUGCACCCAUGGUCAUCAGCCGGUCAAGGAGAAUGUGGAAGGCCCUCAAGUACACUUCUUCGCAUAUUUCACGAUGACCGUCCAAGAAACCGCAGCCACGGGAGUCAGCCUGAAAGGAUGCCGUCCGUUCUAAAGGACGUGCGUGGAUCAUCGCGUUAACGCUCCGCUUCGGGGGAUCUCGGGUGUGCGGCUCUGGCCUCCCGGCCGCGGUCCGUCCCUGCAGCGCAGGCACCCGUAGUCGGCCCUGCGCGGGGACACGCGUGGGCCUCCGCCCGUCCCUCCCUCCCUACGCCGCCCCGCUCGUGCGCCUGCAACAGGGCGCAGGUGAGAGGUGAUCGGUUUGGAUUUCAGGCCUCCAGCUCCCGCACCGAAGCACGACCGCACCUAACCUGGGUAGCAACGCCGGAGACCGGGACGCAGCGGCUCCUCCGCCGCCUGCCCCGCGAGAUCGACGUGCGGCUGCACCAAUCGGACACGGCCUGCUCUCGGCCCCGCCUCCCUCCCCUGCGCACGCGCCGUCCGCGCAGGUGGGUCGGGGAAGCGCGGUCAUGCAGCGCCCCGGGAGCUCCAGGGCUCCCGGCCCGCCGGCCUUCGUGACUCCCUGAGGAAAAACGGUGCUAGUGCCAACCAGCCCUAAGGGAAGUUUAGAACAGAAUAGACCCGGACUCCUCACUUCCCUUGUAAUGCCCAGCUUACGAUGCCUGGCUCUUUUUUGAAGACUGCAUUCCAUUAUCCUCCCAGUCCACAAUGCGGAAGAGUGGUUGGAUGAGUGUUUGAAGUCUGUUUUGCAGCAGGACUUUGAAGGCUCCAUGGAGCUCUCUGUUUUUGAUGAUGCCAGUAAGGACAAGUCUAUGAGCAUCAUUGGAAGAUGGAAAGAAAAGCUAGAAGGUGCCGGCAUCCCUGUAGUCAUUGGAGGUCAUGAUUCGCCUUCUCCCCGAGGAGUUGGAUAUUCUAAAAAUCAAGCAGUCGCACAGAGCUCAGGGUCUUACCUUUGCUUUUUGGAUUCGGACGAUGUGAUGAUGCCGCAGAGAGUGAGGCUGCAGCACCAGGCCGCCCAGGGGCACCCGACCAGUAUCAUAGGGUGCCAAGUGAGAAGGGAUCCCCCAGACUCCACCGCACGAUACACACGCUGGAUCAACCAGCUGGCGCCAGACCAGCUCCUGACACAGGUAUUCACCUCACACGGCCCCACCGUGGUCAUGCCCACCUGGUUCUGCGCCCGAGCCUGGUUCUACCACGUGGGCCUGUUCGACGAGGGUGGGCAGGGUGUGCCCGAGGAUCUGCUGUUCUUCUACGAGCACCUCAGGAAGGGCGGCGGGGUCAUGCGAGUGGACCAGAGUCUGCUGCUCUACCGCUACCACCCACGUGCAGCCACGCACUCUGUCCUCCAGACAACCAUCUGGACCCACCGCGUCCGCUUCUUGGAGGAGCAGGCCCUGCCACAGUGGGCGACCUUCACCAUCUGGAACGCGGGCAAGCAGGGCCGCAGGCUGUACCGGAGCCUGACGGCCGCCAGCCGGCACAAGGUGGUUGCCUUCUGCGAUGUGGAUGAGAACAAGAUGAAGAAGGGCUUCUACUGCCACGAGGACGCCCAGGAAAGGCCCAAGCCACGGGUUCCCAUCCUGCACUUCCGAGCUGCCCGGCCGCCCUUCGUCAUCUGUGUGAAGCUGGCAGGUCCUUUGGCCAAAUUUCUCUUUAUUAACACAUCCUCCUCGUGCCCCAGCGAUUUGGCUUCAGUGGCACGUGCUGGGUGGCUGCCCAGAUCCGAGUGUGGCACUGGCCACAGAGCCCACCUUCCUGGCCCCACAGCCCUGCCUCUGCUCCCGAUGGAUGUGGCCUCUCCCGAGAGAAGGGCCGGGCCAGUUCUCAGCAGUACCCUCCUGGUGGACUCGUGUGCACCUGUGAGCAUGCAGCUCUGUCCUCUAAGUGGGCACCUGACCCACUCAGGAGUCAGCCGGUCAGUGUCCGUACUUCUGCUGAUUUCUGCAGCUUCUGCUGCUUUCCUGGCCACUCUCUGGUACUGGGUUGCUCCUGAUUGGACCACUUCCCUGCCCUCUUGGCCUCAGAUGACUCCGCCCCACAGAAUACAGGAUGGGGGCGCCAAGCCCAGACCCUGCCCUGCAGCGCACAGGACAGACACAGCGCCCAGCCACGGAGACAGCCGCAGUCCGCACUCCGGGCCCCUGAAGGGCACUGUGAGCAGCCGGGAGGACAGCUGCCCUCACACUCCCGACUCCUAGGCCACAGAAGCCUCCAGCCACACACGCAUGGGUCCAGACUCACGAAAGCUGUUUGAAAUGGGUUUUAUGGGAGCACAUUUGUGUGAGGCAACAGCAGAUUAACACAGGCACCCAGGGCAUGUGAGGAGGAGGCACCGUCUGUCCACAAGACAUCUGCACUGUGGCACCGGGCUCUGGUGUGGCCGUCAGCGUCCCUGGGAGCAGAACGUUCCUGCCGGCAGGAUGACCGCUCACCUUCUGGACCAGCUUCAGUGGGCACCGGUCUGCAGAGAGACGGUGGGUUGUGAGUCGCCCAGGCCUCUCGGCCCCUUCUCCAGAGGCCCCAGCACAAGCGAGGUGGCAACACUGCACCUCGGGUGCACACUCCAGAAUCUUCUCUGGAGCCUCAGUCACACACUGAGUAUUUUCCCACCGAGAAUGUAAAAACUACACUUGGGUCAGAGGCCAGAUGCUGUGUUCAGCCUCUGCACCCAAGAGGGCAGGGAUGCUACCUUGGUCCCCACCCACGUAGGGUGCUUGAUGGCCCCCAGCAUCUGCGGGGCUCCUGUGAGGAGGAAGCCCAGGGCCCAGGACACCAUGAAUCGGAAGGGGAAGAGAGAGGCUGAGGCCGGGCACUGUGCGCACGCUGUGACCCUGCCUAUUUGGGAGGCUGAGACAGGAGGAUUGUAGGCUUGAGGCCAGGCUGGGUAAGUUUGCAAGACCCUGUCUCAAAAGCAAAGUAAAACACAGGACGUGCACGGCCUGACAAGUCCAUAAAACUAUCAACUGAACAAAGACCCCGCCCGAGUCAGCCUGUAAAGGCCAGGAGUGUAGCUCGGUGGCAGUGUUUGCCUAGCCCAAGAGGUAAGACCUCACCACUCACUAAGAACACACAGAGGCUGGAAGCAGAACAAUGGCAGAAGAACCUGGACUGCUGCGGCUGUACCACCAUCGGCCACAUGGGCCUCAGUGCCUUGGCCCUUCAUAGAGGUGCAGGCUCAACAGAGAGGCCAUACAUGGACCUAACAACCACUUCCAAUGUGUUCUGAGGGUUAGACUGAAAGAUCCAGACUCCAUACACCGCUGUCAGCAAUGGGUACAGUAAGAUGGCACGGCACAGUUCAGAGGCCUCAGACCUGUCCACGCAAGAGGAAAACGGUGACCUGCUGUGACACCCACGCCUGCUCCUCCGUCAGUCAGACACCAUCACCUGCUGUGAGGCCCACUCCUCCUCCAUCACACAGCAGUGUGGACUAAUGGGCAGGCAAAAACAUCGCAGACUGUUGCAGAGACUUCAUGUCACACCCUGUAGAUCCUGAAGACAGGCCAACAAGAUCGGUGGACACAAGAACAGGUGCUUAGCCCACAGGCAGAAACCCAGUGGAAAAGGAAACCCAGAGCUUUCAGAAGGAAACAGCAUCCAUCCCCUACCUACAGCCUCCCUAUAAAGACAGGGUGAAACUAGCGAAGGGCAGGCUAGCGAGUCUGAUGUUCUGUGUAAAGGAUGGGAGUGCGCUGGGAACAGAAGCUUCUGCCGUGGGCAGCAGCUAUGCAGACCUUGCACGUGCAGACAGCCCAAUAGGGUGCGCAGGAGCUCUGAUGGGCACCAAGGACGAGGCCACAUGACCUAGGCACUGAGAACCCCCCGUGACAAAAAAGGAGGACAGUGCUCAGAGCAAAGGCUGUGGCAGAUGGCAGCUGAGGGGCUCUACAGGGUGGGAGGGUGAGGCCCCAUUCGACAGGUAUGGGGGUGCACAAUGGUGGACUGCAUGGGAGGGGCCAGGGCCAGCACAAGUGGAGACCUGGAGCCACCGGAACAGGGGGCUGGUGCUGGGCUGGGCACAGAGAAGUGCAGGCUCAGCCACGCUGUGUCACGCAUGCCCAUGGCCCAGGCAGGUAUGGGCUGUGCCCAGAGAAAGCACGCUGUGUCAUGGUUUAUAUCUAGAUGUUCCCCCAAAGCCUCGUGCAUUCACAGGUGGGGUUUGGGGAAGGUGAUUGCAUCAUGGGGUGUGAUCCUCAUCACUGGAUCGGUCCCUGGAUGAGUUCACUGCUAACUGUGAUGUUGGGAGAUGAAGCCUGGUGGGAGAAGCUGGUCACUGGGGGCAUAGCCUGGAAGGGUCUAUCUCCCUCCUCUCUUGAUCACUCCUGCUUCCUGCUGCUCUGCCGUGAGCUGUUUCUCCUCUGCGAUGCCCUUCUGCUGUGCUGCCUGCAUUGGAGCCGGCCAACUAUGGACUGAAACCUCCACAAACGGGAGCCAAAGCACCUCUCCUCCUUGGAUUUGUGGGUGUCAGGUACAGUGUCCCAGUGAGAAGAAAGUAACUAAGAUACCAUGUGUAAAGACACACUGCCACCCAAGGUGAGGGAAGGAAGAGGAGCCCCUGCCACUGUAGCCUCCAGAGCUGGCACGGGAGGGGGAAGGGAGCAGGUGGGGAACCACAGGGUUACCUUGGGGACCAGCUGGGGCUGGGGCACGCCAAGGAGGUCGCACAGCCGAUUCCGCUGCUCUCUGGCCACGGGGAGCUCAGCAUCCCUGCACAGGAGAAGGAGCUGUGAGCCCUCGAGCCUCAGACCUGU
Messenger RNA from Heterocephalus glaber (naked mole-rat), 5013 nucleotides. It is a transcript of the gene Qtgal, whose product is annotated as queuosine-tRNA galactosyltransferase. The record is from RefSeq and is a predicted model, not a curated record. Lineage: Eukaryota; Metazoa; Chordata; Mammalia; Rodentia; Bathyergidae.